ACAACACCAGAGGCAGACGUAUCCCCUCGGGUUUUACAGGCUAAGGAAACGCUGGCUAUAGGAACCAGAACCUUAUGCAUCUUUCGAAAGCCAUUAUACAAUCAUUUCGCAGCAACACCAGAGGCAGACGAGUAUGAGAAGUAUGUUACUUCGCUAAAAGAAGUUUUGUCAAAUGGAAAAAAAAAUGGCAGAGGAAAUUUUGCUCGAAACAUUGAGGAUGGCGACCUCAACAUUCGAGAAGAAAAAGCUAAAACUCAAACUGCACAAGUUGUUUUGCAAGAGAAAGAAGAACAAAAUGCUUGCCAAACUAGAGCUAUUAACACGGAAACUUCUCCAGAGUUUUCAUCAGACUCAGACUCUGAGUUUUGGACAUCCAUUAUGCUUACGAAUGUCUUUCUAGAUUCUACUUAUUCACAACAAAAAACACCCAUUGAUACGAAUGCCAUUGAUUCAAGCCAAUCUUCAAAGGUCGAAAGUCAAAAAACGACCAGAAAAUACAUAAACCGUGACUUAGCGGAUGAGGUCUUAAAAUCGUAUCAGAUGCAAGUAAUGCCGGGUGAUAAGUUGAUAUAUGACAAUGUCGAUGUAUUGAAAUUCGCCUGCUCAAAAAUGAAGAAAACAGACAUAUCAAAUAGCCCUUUAUCAAUUGGCGUUCUCAACAUUCACAACAACAGUUGUACUAAAUUCUUACCGAUCAAUUUCAAACAAUUUAUAUCCGAUCAGAUCCAAGAUUGUGAAGCGAAAGCUGUCUAUUUUACUGAAAACCGAUCUAUUAAUAAAUUUAUGGUGGAUUGCGAGGAAGAUGUGUUGAACUUCUUGGAGGAGUUUCAAGACAUAAGAGAUUUAGAAUCGUUAGCAAAAUGUUUAAACGAGAAUCCGAUCAAUAUGUCCACUGCUUCUAACGACCUUAUUUUUGCACGAAUCCUUUUCGACCAUUUUUAUUUCCUAUUCAAAAACGAUACUUUGCUCCAACCAAUGUCUGAACACGAGUUCACUAAGUUGCGGAGAGCUUGCAUCAAAUCGUAUGAAAAACUAAAAGAAAUACUUAAUGUUGCCGGUCGUGGUGGUCCGAAGCUGGAUGGAAAAGGUUUUCUGAAAUCGUUAGGGACUGAGAUUAUCGCACAGGAAGACGGUGUUUUAAACACUUUUGUCAAACGGAAAGUGGAUCUCCAAAAAUUGGAGUACUGUUCUAAAGUCAUACUUACGGCGUUGUACUUUGCGUUACCCUCAACCACAAAAUCCAGCAUAGCAGACAUUGAAAUAUAUACCUUACAGUCCAAUGAGUUUCGCCUUAAAAUUUCAGCAUCGAAAUACUUAUUUGAGAAUAUAAUAAUUACUAUGGACUUACAGCACAUUGAAAUUCCGAGAACAGUGGAAGGGUUUUCAAAAUUAAUAGUAGGUGUUAAAACCAUUCUAUCCUGGAAAGCGAGGACCAAGAAGAAUACUAUGAAAUUCUAUGAAGCACUAAAUAAAGGACAUAAGCGCUUGACCAACGGAGCAUUUUUUUCGCCAGUUAAAAUAUCCAUAUAG
Messenger RNA from Funneliformis geosporum, 1530 nucleotides. The record is from the annotation of a GenBank genome assembly. NCBI's taxonomy places the organism in Eukaryota, Fungi, Glomeromycota, Glomeromycetes, Glomerales, Glomeraceae.